AUGGUCGUCAGGAACAUCGCAGUUUUCACAGGAGGAGCCGUCAUCGGCGCCGUCGCCAUGACUACUUACUUCAAGUCACAGGAAUCCCACAAGCCCGUCGCCGUGACAGCCCAAAGCCAGCUCCCCACUGUUCCUACUACCCCUGUCCCCACACCAACACCCACCCCUACCUUGCCCCAGGUCCCCUCCAAGCCAGCACCCAUUACCCCUCCCCCCGUCGUUGCCCGUCCUCCCCUUACCUCUGUCGGCAGCCCACGCAAGAUCAUGCCUCAUGGAUUCCCAGGUCCUCUUAACGAUGUCUUCAUGAGGGAGGGAUAUGUCGCCUCCUACAACCGUCAAUUCCGUCACCCCAACUGGGUCGCAGAACACAUCACAGCCGAAUCCCUGAAGCCCGGCGAGGGCGUCGGCCGUGGCAACUCGACCUUCAAGGAAGACGCCACCGUCCCCGAUCUCUACAAGGCAAAACUCUCUGACUACUUCCGUUCAGGAUAUGACCGUGGACACAUGGUCCCUGCUGCCGACUGCAAGAACUCCCAGGUGGCCAUGGAUGAAACUUUUUACUUGUCUAAUAUUGCACCCCAGGUCGGCGAGGGCUUUAACCGUGAUUACUGGGCACAUUUCGAAAACUUUUGCAGAGUCUUAACAAAACGCUACCCAGACGUCUACGUAAUCACUGGCCCCCUCUACCUCCCCUACCAAGACCCAACUGACAACAAAUACUACAUCAAACACGAAGUCAUUGGCAACCCCCCCAACAUUGGUGUCCCCACACAUUUCUACAAAGUCAUCCUGACCGACCGCGGAAACGGUGACAUGUCUGUGGGGGCCUUUGUGUUGCCCAACAAUGUUAUUCGUAACGAUGUGCCAUUGACGGCGUUCCAGGUCCCUGUGGAGGCGGUUGAGAAGGCUUCGGGACUGAAGUUCUUUGAGACUUUGGAGCGUCGGGCGUUGAAGAAUUUGUGUAAGGAUACCGAUUGUAAGAUCAUGCCCCAUCCUAAGAGCUUGAAGGGGAACAACCAGAACCAGAAGGCUCUUCCUGCCCAGUAG
Linnemannia hyalina is the source of this 1047-nucleotide messenger RNA. Lineage: Eukaryota; Fungi; Mortierellomycota; Mortierellomycetes; Mortierellales; Mortierellaceae. The record is from the annotation of a GenBank genome assembly.